AUGGGCUCUAGUGAAAGUCGUACAUCAAGGAAGGAACUAGACUUCAUCAAGGUGGAAAAACCCUCCGCCGCGGCGCGUCCUGAAUCUCAGGGCCCUUUCGCUUGCGCUGAGCAUCUUAGUGAAAGCAAUGUGCUCUUGUCACUCCCUGAGUCCCCCAUCCCCCUGUCUCUUCUACGACCACAACGGAGUUCCCUGCGUCUUCUUGUGCAAAGUACCUCCUUAGGCCCCCUGUCAUUUGAUCCUGCUAAGUCCUUUCAGCUCCAAGGGACCCUUUCUACACAACCCAAUAGCCCCUCCGUUAAUAAGACGAAUCUCGACGAAAAAACACUGCAUUUGAAUAAUUACCAGGUGGAAUCGGCGUCGUUGAUGGGCUCCUCGGCACCGAGGUCCUCUUCUUUUCCAUUUCAAGCACCCCAAUCCGCAUACAACCCGCACGUUCAUUUCGUUCACGAACGCACGACUUUUGUACGCACCCAACAGACACACCCGCCCUCGGCCUACCGCUUUACGGUUUACGCGCAUAUCUACGAAUUAACUGACGGGAUAUUAGCGAAAUACGGGCCUGAGCUCAUCGGGAUUGAUACUUCCGGCGCGUACCACUCCGCUAUUGUGUGUUAUGGCAUGGAAUUUUACUUUGAAGGCGGUAUUGCGAUCGCGGGGGCGGGGAAAACACGAAACGGAACGAAAUACCAGGCCCUUCGUCUUGGAUCCACCACCGUGAGCUUCACGGACUUUCUCCGUUGGGUACGUGAGAAAGAGCAAGAUACCUAUCAAAUCCACGACUACGACAUCAAGCGGCACAACUGCCAUCACUUCACCAGCAAGGCGGCGGAGUUUCUUCUUGGCAAGGCCGAUUUAGUGCCUUUGUAUCUCUUUUCCACCACCAACGAUUUUUUCCAGAGCGAAAGGGGAGCGGCGCUGUACGAGGCCAUGUCGGUCGCCAUCCGCUGCACGCAGUAUUCGACCUCCCAUCAGCAGCUCCAGCGGGUGAUGGGCAUGCAGUCGGGGCUCUGUAGGCUGCUUCGCUGUCUGGUGAACUGCCGAAUCCCUCGACAGCCCCCCAAAGCCGUCAUCAUCUUCCACGUCGAUAACGAGGAAACCUGCAAAGCCACCCUGGACGGACUUCGCCCGUACGUCGAGCAGCUCAUCGACGCCAAGCUUCUCAAACCGGUUGUGCGAAACGUGCUGUCGUGCUUGACCAUAGAACUUUCUUUGGGGUUUGAUUCCGUCGAUAUUGCCGCCGUUCAGGUAUUUGUCGAUGUGCUGACGGAAGCUUUUUUACGCAAUCCGCCUGCGCUCUGGGGUCCGCUCCUGAACGCGCUUCGGGUUUCAAUACUCCACCACAUGGUCCUCUCGACCGUUGUAUUUCACUCUAAGUUGCUUUCCGUACUCGUUUUUGCUUCUCAAGAAUUUAUUCAUCUUUUACCUGAUGCCAAGCUAAAUCUUUUGCGGGUGAUUUGCAAUCUGGCGUGCGGGAGUCAUGGCGCGAUACUCCUGAGUGAUUAUCACUUUUUGGGUUCAUGGGUUUCACUUGUUGGGAUGGGGUUAAUGGAGCCCCACUCCGCUAUCGUCUACACUGCCUCUUGCCUUGCGGUGAAUAUCACAAUCAGCGAGAUGACCUGGAUUAUUCCAUUGAUUGCUAAUGGAGUAUCGAGGUCUACAAUGCAGAGCAAAGUGUUUUCCCUUUUAACGAUUGUUCUCUAUAAUUUAUAUCACCGCACUGAGAAAGAACUGUCAGAGCCGAGCUUUAACAUGCUUCUCACAUGUUUGAUGUGGUUUAUGAUGUGUAGUACUUCGGUAUCAAAGUUUAUAUUAACCCAUCCUUUUUACCCAUCUUACAUUAACCUCCGUCAACGAGCGAAGACAAAUGAGUCUUGCGCGUUACUAUCGAUGCUUAAUCAUUUAGAAGCCUACUACGCAUAA
Phytomonas sp. Hart1 is the source of this 1923-nucleotide messenger RNA. The record is from the annotation of a GenBank genome assembly. NCBI's taxonomy places the organism in Eukaryota, Euglenozoa, Kinetoplastea, Trypanosomatida, Trypanosomatidae.